This is a messenger RNA of Propithecus coquereli (Coquerel's sifaka), 2061 nucleotides long. RefSeq names its product germ cell-less, spermatogenesis associated 1 (gene GMCL1). Lineage: Eukaryota; Metazoa; Chordata; Mammalia; Primates; Indriidae. Gene Ontology annotation, cellular component: nucleus. The coding region runs from base 144 to 1484 and encodes 446 amino acids. The record is from RefSeq and is a predicted model, not a curated record. Gene Ontology annotation, biological process: germ cell development. The transcript is spliced from 10 exons.
GCGGUUGGGGCUGCGCGUGAGAAGGUGGAGGUGUAGGCACCUGGGCUGGGGGAGGCCGGCGGCGGCGGCCGGGCCAUGGCGGGAGACCUUUUACGCUCGGCUCCUUGAGGUGCGCUCCCUGAAGUCCCGGGGAGCCGUGGCCCAUGGGCUCGCUAAGCAGCCGAGUACUGCGCCACCCGGGGCGAGCCCAAGCCCCGCAGGAGCAGGGUUCCGGGGCGGGAGGUUCGGCCCAGAGGCCAGAGUCUGGAGGCGACGCGGCGGGCCCUGGCUUCUGUUACUGCCCUGGCAGCCACAAGCGCAAGCGGAGCAGCGGGGCCUUCUACUACUGUCACCCUGAAUCUGAGACAGACGAGGAGGAGGAGGAAGGGGACGAGCAGCAGCGGCUCCUCAAUACCCCUCGAAGGUACGUGGGGGGACGAGCCCGAGCUGCCCCGCACCCUCACCUGUUGGACCUGGGGAUAAGUCGGCGCCCAUUAUUAUUUCAUUCCACAUGUGUACCUUUGCUUUCAGCACUGCAAGUUGCAUUUGGUUCACUGUAUCGAGAUGAUGUCUUAAUAAAGCCCAGUCGAGUUAUUGCCAUUUUGGCAGCAGCUUGUAUGCUGCAGCUGGUAAGUAUACACAUUAUUCAAAGAAAGGAUCACAAUGGUAUCUCUGUUGCCAACAUAAAUGUCAUGAAACAGCUCAUUGCUUCAUCUAACUUAUUUGUGAUGCAAGUGGAAAUGGAUGUGUACACAGCUCUAAAAAAGUGGAUGUUCCUUCAACUUGUGCCUUCAUGGAAUGGAUCUUUAAAACAGCUUUUGACAGAAACAGAUAUCUGGUUUUCUAAGCGGAAAAAAGAUUUUGAAGGUAUGCCCUUCCUUGAAACUGAGCAAGGAAAGCCAUUCGUGCCAGUAUUCAGAUAUUUGAGGUUGCAGUAUAUUAUUAGUGAUCUGGCUUCUGCGAGAAUUACUGAACAAGAUUGUAUAGUACCUUCAGAAUGGCUGUCUGCUGUGUAUAAACAGCAGUGGCUUUCUAUGCUCCGGGCAGAACAAGACAGUGAGGUGGGGCCUCAAGAAAUCAAUAAAGAAGAACUAGAGGGAAAUAGCAUGAGGUGUGGUAGAAAGCUUGCCAAAGAUGGUGAAUACUGCUGGCGAUGGACAGGUUUUAACUUCGGCUUUGAUCUACUAGUAACUUACACUAAUCGAUACAUCAUUUUCAAACGCAAUACACUGAAUCAGCCAUGUAGUGGAUCUGUCAGUUUACAGCCUCGAAGGAGCAUAGCGUUUAGAUUACGUUUGGCUUCUUUUGAUAGUAGUGGAAAACUAAUAUGUAGUAGGACAACUGGCUAUCAAAUACUUACGCUUGAAAAGGAUCAGGAACAAGUGGUGAUGAACUUGGACAGCAGGCUUCUGGUCUUCCCUUUAUAUAUCUGCUGUAACUUCUUGUAUAUAUCGCCAGAAAAAAGAACUGAAAAUAAUCGUCACCCAGAAAAUCCAGAAAACUGAGGAUCUCAUCAGUUGGAAACAGUAGCACUUUGAAAACUUUUUAGGCCAGCUUUAAUUUAAUGGCCCUGCUGAUAUUCACAUCUAAGGUGACUAACAAUGACAAAGGCCUUAUGAACUGUACAGACAAUACAGAAGAUUAUUCUUAUCCUUAUUACAUUUCUGUGCGUAUGUGGAAAAAACAUUUUAAAGCCAAGAAAAUAUCGGUCAAACCAUUUCUGUUAUAAAGAUGUCAAUCCAUGCUUUUAAUUCAGCAUCAGUAGAAAAUUGCUGUAGGUAAAUCUCACGUUUCUGUGCAAGAAAAUACAGACUGAAUUUUUAGCUUAAACUUUGUUCCUGCCUUGUGUUAGUGAACCUUAGUCAUCCAUCUGUAAAUUUAUUUGGCUAAAAGAAUGCUAAAGAAAUAAUUUGGCCAAUUGUAAAUGCUCUUUCAGUUGGUGCACUUAAAGCUAUCCUUUAAUUUUUUCACCUCAUUAUGAUUCCUUCUUUUAGUCUAAUAUAUUUCCAGUAUAUUCUUGUUUUUAAUCAUUAAAUAUGUUUUUCAUGGUUUUGGAGACUAAGCUGAGGAACUUUUUUUAAA